Molecule: messenger RNA, 1293 nt
Organism: Lymnaea stagnalis (great pond snail)
Lineage: Eukaryota; Metazoa; Mollusca; Gastropoda; Lymnaeidae
Source: the annotation of a GenBank genome assembly
GGAAUAAGUCCAGCACUAAAUUAUUCUUUUUCAAUUGAGAAAGGUGUGUUACAUAAAAUGGAAAGACAAUGUAUUAACAUGUAAUAUGUAACCUAAAUAUUUAAUUUAAAAAAUAAUUUAUGGUAAAAAAAAAUUACUUUAGUCUGGUUGAAAUAAGUUAAAAUUAUUCAAUUAAUACGAAUAACAAUAUAAAUGAAAAAUACCAUAUUUAACAAGAAAAACGAUUACAUGUUUUUUUUUUCCACAGAUCAAAUCGACAAUGUGUCCAAUGUUGUAAAAGUCAUUGUUGCUGCUAACGUUUCUGUUUUUGUUUUAUGGAUCAUUUACGUGAUGUGUUCUUGGAAAGGGAAAGGUAUCAUUCAUUUUAACAUUAAUUCUUAAAUCAAUUUUUUUCAUAUUAUAACACCAAUUGAAUUGAAAUGGAUUUUAUGUUAUAACAAUUUUGGAAUAUAUUCCUUGUGACAAAGCCUCAGCUUCCUUAUGAUGUCACUUUAGAAAGUUAAUGAGCUAAAAAGCACGUACUUUGUCAUUUUUACUAAUUAAAUAAAAAUUGAAUUUAUUGAUCUAGAUUUUGUUAUAACGUAAUUAUAUUAUUUAUUUACUUUUUUAACUUUUUUUUUCAACUUCAACUGUCAUUAUAAAUUAUAAUUAAUUUACGCUGAAAUCGAAAUUCGCAUUGUCAUGUAUUUAUUUAUUUAUUUAUUUCAAAUAGCGUUGAAAUUUACACCCAAUCACCGGAGAGAUGCAUCACAUCUUGAAAUCGCGUUAAGUCAUCGAGCAGUUACCAACGUUGAAGUGAUAGAAGAUUGUCAGCAAACGAAUAUUAGAAGAGAACAUAAUUUGAAAGAAAAUUGCCUCUAUGAAGAAAUUGACCAGCAUCAAGUUGAUGGCACAUAUAACUAUAACACUUUUGCUGAACAAUCAACAGAGAUAGGCAAUCAUUACAUCACGUUAAUCGAAGAAGACGAAGCUGAAUGUCAUGUGGAGAAAUCGACAAAAGAUAAUAUCUACAAUACUGUCAUAAAAAACCCGUUAUCUGAAUCAAACACGUACAUUACUCCAGUAGAUGAACCCAAUUUACGGGGAAAUAGCGGGAACAACGUCAUUGAUAGUCUGCCCAUAGACAAUGACGAUUUUAUUUUACCUUUGAACAAUUCUCCAAUAAAAGUCUUAUAUUACAUUAACCCCAUUGAAAUAGCGGCAGCUGAAAACACUGAAUAUAUUACUCCUUUAGACGAGCUCUCUUCAAACCCGAAGUACUACAUUAAAGAAACUGGAGAAUCGUCAGCUUGA